GGUACUACCGGGCUACCCAUUCUCAGGCUCGCGGUCGCGGCUCCGGCUAUAUAACGCCACCUCCCCUCGCCUUCCUCCCCUCGCAUCGCAUUCACUCCGUCCGGUGCUGCUGCUGCUGCUGCCGCCUGCUGGUGCCUUGAGCAGUGCGAUCGGGUCGGAUCCGUAGGGUGUUGGCGGGUGCAGGUGGUGGCUGGUUGCCGAUCGAUCGAGACCGGUGAGGAUGUUGGCGGUGUUCAGCGGCGAGGUGGUGGAGGUGCCGGCGGAGCUGGUGGCGGCGGGGAGCCGGACGCCGUCGCCCAAGACGAAGGCGUCCGAGCUCGUCGCCAGGUUCCUGGGGACCUGCCCUUCCGCCGCCGUGUCCGUGCGCCUCGCCGCCGACCUCGGACACCUCGCCUACUCCAACGCCAACCAGGCCCUCCUCCGCCCAAGGUCGUUCGCGGCGAAAGACGAGGUGUUCUGCCUGUUCGAGGGGGUGCUGGACAACCUGGGGCGGCUGAGCCAGCAGUACGGGCUGUCCAAGGGCGCCAACGAGGUGCUCCUCGUCAUCGAGGCCUACAAGACGCUCCGCGACAGGGCGCCAUACCCGGCCAGCUUCAUGCUCUCGCAGCUCGCCGGCACCUACGCCUUCGUGCUCUUCGACAAGUCCACCAACUCCCUGCUCGUCGCCUCUGACCCGGAGGGCAAGGUGCCCCUCUUCUGGGGCAUCACUGCUGAUGGCUGCGUCGCCUUCUCUGAUGACAUUGACAUGCUCAAAGGAUCGUGUGGCAAAUCGCUUGCGCCUUUCCCACAAGGUUGCUUCUACUCUAAUGCUCUUGGAGGAUUGAAGUGCUACGAGAACCCCAAGAACAAGGUGACUGCUGUUCCUGCAGAUGAAGAAGAAGUCUGUGGUGCAACCUUCCAGGUGGAAGGGUCUACAGUGCUUGCAGCGCUGCAUUAGGAGAUCAUCACAUCUCCGUCUCCAGGCGUGGACGGCCGGGGGAGGACAAUGCAAAGCUCUGUACAUGGAGCCAUGGUGGUGUAAUGUAACAUAACGGCAAGGCAUGCAACUGAUGCUGAUCUAUCUGUAUCAUCUCCCUCCCAUAAAAGAGAAGUGCGUACUGCCGGCAUGCAUGGUCAGGACUUCUGUGCUAGCUGUUGGUUGUUGUGUGUGCAUCUGUAUCCCUAGUUUGUUCGACUUACAUGGAACAACCUGAGAGCUUAGCUGAGACCAGGUGCUGAGCAUAGCUGCAUGCAUGGAUGAAGUGCUGUAAUCUGUACUGAUAACGAAGCUUUGUUUCUCCA
Sorghum bicolor (sorghum) is the source of this 1281-nucleotide messenger RNA. RefSeq names its product stem-specific protein TSJT1. The transcript is spliced from 4 exons. Lineage: Eukaryota; Viridiplantae; Streptophyta; Magnoliopsida; Poales; Poaceae. Bases 221 to 937 code for a protein of 238 amino acids. The record is from RefSeq and is a predicted model, not a curated record.